UCGCCCUUAUCAUUGUCAGAAUUUGGCUGAACCACGCAGCUUCACUGGUACUCACUCACUUCCUCACAAACUCAGAUGCCAUGGCCGAGUUUUCCAUCAAUGACGAUUCCCAUUCCAGUUUUACAUAACCCUUCAUUCUCAAACCAUUUGGUAACAAACAGCUCCCAUCCUGAUUAUGCGGAAAUUGUUGUGGUGCGUCAUGGCGAAACAGCUUGGAAUGCUACUGCAAAAAUCCAGGGACACCUGGAUGUUGAAUUAAAUGAAAACGGAAGAGAGCAAGCAGCUGUGGUGGGUGAUAGACUAUCCAGGGAAGCUAAGGCCUCUGUUAUAUAUUCCUCUGACUUGCAAAGAGCUUUUGAAACAGCACAGAUAAUUGCAUCCAAGUGCGGAGGGCUAGAGGUUGUCAAGGAUUCUGACCUACGGGAAAGACACCUGGGGGAUCUUCAAGGCCAUGUUUAUCAAGAAAUAGCAAAAACGAGUCCCAUAGCUUACAAGGCUUUUAUUUCUAAGAAUGAAGAUCAAGAAAUACCAGGUGGUGGAGAAAGUCUUGUUCAACUUUUUGAUCGCAGCACAUCUGCGUUGCUUAGAAUUGGCUUAAAGCAUAAAGGGGAGCGAGUAGUCGUUGUCACUCAUGGAGGAUUCAUCAGAGCUCUUUACAAGAGGGCAUGUCCACACGGAGGGCCUGGGAAGGUACUCAAUACAAGUGUUAGUGUUUUUCACCUAUAUGGUGAGGACAAAUGGACCUUAAAAGUGUGGAGUGAUGUCAGUCAUCUGAGCAAAACUAGAUUUCUAGAGUCUGGUUUUGGGGGUGAUAAAAAUUCUGGUUAGACCAUUUUUUCCCAUUAAAGGCCAUGAUUGUUUCCCAUCUGGAGUUAAUAAAAGAUUAGAGUAGGAGCGGAAAUGGAUGUAUUAAAAAUAGUGGUGCACCCCUAUUUAUAUUCUGUAUCUUAUAGCUUGCAAAUGUUUGCUUACCAUGGACAUGCCUAAACUAAUUAAUUAUUGUGGUGGUGGUGCUUCAAUCUCUAUCACAGAAGGUUCUCUUGAAAUCA
Molecule: messenger RNA, 1049 nt
Organism: Vigna angularis (adzuki bean)
Lineage: Eukaryota; Viridiplantae; Streptophyta; Magnoliopsida; Fabales; Fabaceae
Product: phosphoglycerate mutase-like protein 4
Exons: 7
Coding region: 76-828 (250 amino acids)
Cellular component (GO): cytoplasm; cytosol
Molecular function (GO): phosphatase activity
Source: RefSeq, a predicted model, not a curated record